Molecule: messenger RNA, 633 nt
Organism: Paraglomus occultum
Lineage: Eukaryota; Fungi; Glomeromycota; Glomeromycetes; Paraglomerales; Paraglomeraceae
Source: the annotation of a GenBank genome assembly
AUGGCAGCUACCAGCCCGUCAGAGUUUAGCAAUCCAUUAAGGAAAUUUAAGUUGGUAUUUCUGGGUGAACAGAGCGUUGGGAAGACUUCGUUGAUUACACGAUUUAUGUAUGAUACUUUUGACAACACGUAUCAGGCUACAAUUGGGAUAGAUUUCUUAUCGAAAACAAUGUACUUGGAAGACCGUACCGUGCGGUUGCAGCUAUGGGAUACUGCUGGACAGGAACGUUUUAGAAGUCUCAUUCCCAGUUACAUUAGAGAUUCCUCUGUGGCCGUAGUUGUGUAUGAUAUUACAAACCGAAAUUCAUUUAUGAACACUGCGAAAUGGAUCGAUGAUGUUCGUGCUGAACGUGGUAAUGAUGUCAUCAUUGUAUUAGUCGGUAACAAGACCGAUUUGAAUGAUAAGAGGCAAGUUUCAACAGAUGAAGGAGAAAAGAAAGCCAAAGAAUUCAGUGUUAUGUUUAUUGAAACGAGCGCAAAGGCUGGUCAUAAUGUCAAAACACUUUUCCGGAAGAUUGCGCAAGCUCUUCCUGGAAUGGAGAAUACAAUGAAUGAACCACAGAAUCAGCUUAUCGACGUCAACAUUAAUUCUGGAUCACAGAAUAAUAACGAAGGCUCGGGUUGUACUUGUUAA